Molecule: messenger RNA, 1038 nt
Organism: Auxenochlorella protothecoides
Lineage: Eukaryota; Viridiplantae; Chlorophyta; Trebouxiophyceae; Chlorellales; Chlorellaceae
Product: putative histone-arginine methyltransferase CARM1
Exons: 4
Coding region: 1-1038 (345 amino acids)
Biological process (GO): peptidyl-arginine methylation
Molecular function (GO): protein-arginine N-methyltransferase activity
Source: RefSeq, a predicted model, not a curated record
AUGCUGGCGGACGCGCUGCGCACCGGCACCUACCACGCGGCCAUCUCCGAGAACGGCGCCGACUUUGCGGGCAAGGCCGUGCUGGACGUCGGCGCCGGAUCGGGCGUGCUCUCGCUCUUCGCCGCGCGGGCCGGCGCGCGCGUCGUGUACGCGGUGGAGGCCUCCCCCGCCGCGCAGUAUGCACGGCGCCUAGUCCAGGCGCAACCGGGCCUGGCGGGCAUAGUCCACGUCAUCCAGGGCCGGGUGGAGGAUGUGGAGCUGCCGGAAAAGGUUGACGUGCUCAUCUCGGAGCCAAUGGGCACGCUGCUCGUGAAUGAGCGCAUGAUAGAGUCGUACCUGGCCGCCCGGGACAAGCACAUGAAGCCCGGCGGCAAGAUGUUCCCCAGCCUGGGCCGGAUCCACGUGGCCGGCUUCUCGGACCCAUACCUGCACGCCGAGGUGAUGGCGCGGUCGGCCUUCUGGAAGGCCACCGACUUCUUCGGCCUGGACCUCAGCUGCCUGGAGGCCGAGGCGACGGCCGGCUACUUUGGCCAGGUGGUGGUGGACGCCAUCCCCUCCGGCGCCCUGGUCUCCAACACCGCGCAGCGCACCAUCGACUUUGCCACCGCGGCGCCCGAGGACCUGCGCGAGCUGGCCAUCCCUCUGAGUCUGCAGGUGGCAGCGCCGGGGCCGGUGCAUGGCCUCGCCUGUUGGUUUGACGUGCUGUUCGAGGGGUCGCAGGCGCCACGCUGGCUCUCCACCGCGCCCGGCCUGCCCACGACGCACUGGUUCCAGCUGAGAUGCCUGCUGCAGGAGCCCGUGCAGGUGGCCAAGGCUGGUGACACCCUGACCGGCCGCCUGCACCUGCUGGCACACUCCCGGCAGUCGUACGAUGUGACGCUGGAGCUGUCCAGCGGCGCCUCCCCCGUUUCUGUCGGCAGGUACGACCUCAAGGAACCCUACUACCGCCAGCUCAACCAGUGGAUCCCGGUGGCCAACGGUGCAGAGGCCACCUACGAGCAAAUGGCGGCCGAGGCGGGGCAGGGGCCAUCCACCUGA